This is a messenger RNA of Racocetra persica, 210 nucleotides long. The record is from the annotation of a GenBank genome assembly. Lineage: Eukaryota; Fungi; Glomeromycota; Glomeromycetes; Diversisporales; Gigasporaceae.
UCUGGAGAAGUUUGUAAUCAGCCAUGUUACCAUCCCAAUGGGUGCAAAGUUUACCAGGAUUCACCUAUUCGUUAUCCUUGCAAAGAAAAUGGGUGUAAUAAGUUAACCUUUUCUGAUUAUGGUUAUUGUGAUGAUUAUGUACAGAAAUAUUAUAGAAGACAGUAUAGGCAUCAAAAAAAGCUAGAGAAGAUGGUGCAAGAUGGAUCUGAG